UUCGUUGUGCGUGUGCGUGCGUGCUUGCGUGGGAGAGAGAGAGAGUGAGAGUGAGAGAGUGAGAGAGUGACUGUGUCGCUGUCUCUCUCGCCGUUCGAUAGGAGGAGGGGCAGGGCAGGGCAGGAUGGGAGUGGUGUGAGCGGUGAAGGGGUGUGUGCGGCAUCGGCAGCACCACCUGGAUACAAGCAAAGAGGAGCCAGGAGUGGGAGGGGGAGGACUUGGACGAGGAGCAGCAAGAGGAGGAAGAAGGGAGCCAGCCACCCUGCCUCACCUCGCCUUGUCUUGCCUUGCUCUGGGAUGAUGCUGCGACGCCCUGGAGAUGGCUGGGGAGCGGGCUCCAUGAGCGCCAUGCCCUGUGACGACCACCUCCAUGUGAUGGGCGCCCGUAUGGACCUAGCGUCCCAGGUGCAGGGCUUGCGGAUGCUUCAGGGUCAGCAAGAACAUGAGCAGCAACGAAUUUUGUACCAGGAGAAGGGCAUUGGCCUCCACGUCCAUGACGACCAUCUGGGCAAGGGGCAACACCCAGCGCACGUUGUGGUGUAUGGCCACCGUGCAGAUGAGAAUCCUCAUAACCAUGCGCCGCAUGCGUACGGGGUGGUUGAAAUGGGGAGUAUUAAACACGACGUCAUAGAUGAUAUGGACGCGAAGCUUGAGGGCUUGAGCGCGGCAAUGCUACGAGUUGAUCCUAAGAUGGAGGACUGCGAGCGGCCGAUGAGCGAGGGCGAUGUUGGGCUAGCGAAUAACCCGCAGGUUGGGUUGCAGGUUGGGCGGCUUCGUGGUCGGUCGUCGCGAGACCCCUCUAUUGAGUGGAGCGAGAGCGCCACGGUGGUCUUGUUGCAGGCUUUUGGGGAGAAAUAUCGUGCUCUGGAUCGAGGGAACUUUACGAGCAAGAUUUGGGCUGACGUCGCGGCGAGGGUGAACAGCCGCGGCUCGCUGACGGGUAAUGUAGUGGACCGCAUACCAAAAACACAGGAGCAGUGCCGUAUUAAGGUUGAUAACUUGAAGAAACGGUACAAAGUGGAGAGGGAGAAGAGACGAGUGUCGGGAUCUGGGACGUCGAAGUGGAUAUUUUACGAUAUGAUGGAUAAGUUAAUUGGAGCUAAUCUUAGGCAAACACGUGGUGGAGGUGGGCUUGGAGUGGAUGAUUCACCUGUAGGCCUGGAAAGCGGUGACACACCUCUCGGUAUUCGAUCAUCCGAGGGGGAAGGAGACAGAAUGUACUACUUAUUGAAUGCGAGUGGGGAAGCCAAUCAAACAUCAGAUGCGAUUAAGCACAAGAUUUCUUCGAUUCAUGGAAGAAGAAAAAGGGAGAGAACGUUAGAAGACUUGGAACAAGAGCACGUAAACGCCCCAGCUCUGAUGGCUCUGUUCGAGGGUUACAAUGUUCCACCAAGCAUCAUCGAUGCUAUGUUACAGGAGGACAUGGAUGAGUACACUCUGAUCAACUCUAGAGACAUGACGGUGUUAUUGGACCAGCUCCGAAGCAAGCACCGGCUGCAUAUCAAGCUGGGACCCGCAGAAAGAAUCAAGCAAGCCAUUGAGGCUGCAAAAGAGAAGAAGAAUUGCUUGGCUCUGGUUAUCCAGCAGCAGCAACUGUGACAUUUAGAAAUAAAUGUCGCAAACUAGAGGAGCUGGAGAUACGUAGGGUGUAUGCUAGAGAAAGUGGCGGCAGAUUGCGGCUUGUGUUACCAGAAGGUGACUCGGAGAGCGGCGAGGUAUUUUCCUUGAUAUUGGAUGUCCUCGAAGAUGGUUACUACGGAGUGGAGCUGAGUCGAAGCUGUUGAUGCCUAAAUGCAAUUUUGCCUGGUACAACCAGGCGAGUGAUCGUGGUGCAGUGGAAGGUUAUUUCUGAGGGAAGUGCACGUUUGUGAAACAAGGUAGAAGCCCAGGAGCAUGAAGAGGGUGACAGGAAAUGGCUUCACAUCAGUACAGUAGAUAUUGAGGGGUCACAGGGGUGUGCAGAGAAUUUGUUUGUGGUGUUUCAAUUCACUGUCGAUGUGGGUGGGAGUCGAUCCGUGCAGAUCAGUUUCAGUUUUGGACACAAAUUGAUGAUCAAGAUGAGGUUAUUUUGGUUCGUCGGGAGUAGAGCCAUUCUUCAUUUUUCGAAUUUCUUUUAGAUUGCAAAGGAAACUGACCUGUUUGUGGCGGGAUUAACAAUCUGUAUCAUUCGUAGGUGCAUUACUGUACUCUUCCUCCGAGUUGUGUGUGGAGAAGGAAAUCUCGACGCGCCUUUCUCAUGUAUAAGUGGAAACUAUGAACGUGGGACAGUAGGAAAGAGCACACAAGAGUGAUAGAAGUACUUGAUAUAUCGUAUCGGCAGUUUUGAUGCCUCGAUCCUUUGAGGAGUCGAUAUUCCUCCUUUCAUGCUAGAGCUACCAAGGUUUGUAUCGGUGACGUAUUGACAUUUGUUUGAUAUGUAUUAUGUUUUAGGUCUGAGGCUGAGCAGUAUGAGUAUAAAGGCGAUUUACGUAUGCAAUCUUGGCAGGGAACGGUUACAGUUGGUCUCAGUAUUUGAGCCUCUGUAGAGAUUUGGGUUUUGACGAGGGGGCUCAGUUGGUUGUCACGGCUAUUCGAGUGUCACAUUUCGAUGUGAAGUGGAUGAUUUUAGUGUCUGAAGCAAACUCAAUGCUGUGUUGCAGAGAAAGUUGCUGUCGGAACAGCCACAAGAAGAAUCUGGCGGGGUACACCUAGUUCACUAGUUGUGCCAGUUUGUAUAACUGAGAUAUUUGGAGAAUUUGGUGUAGUCGGAUUGUGUUUGCAUUAACUAUACUGCAGUUAGAUUAGUCGAGUGUUCAAUCUAUUAUGGCUUGGUACUUUUAGGAUUGGCCUCAAAUAGAUCAUUCAAGAGGUUCACGUCGUGUGAUUGGCGAUCCGAAUCGAAAUGCACAAUUCAAUACGUUCAUCAGAAUCAAAGAGCUCCCAAUUCUGUGAGCUUUGCAGAGUUUGAGGCUUCGAAA
This is a messenger RNA of Physcomitrium patens, 2957 nucleotides long. RefSeq lists its product as uncharacterized. NCBI's taxonomy places the organism in Eukaryota, Viridiplantae, Streptophyta, Bryopsida, Funariales, Funariaceae. The record is from RefSeq and is a predicted model, not a curated record.